This is a messenger RNA of Amyelois transitella, 652 nucleotides long. RefSeq names its product large ribosomal subunit protein eL33 (gene RpL35A). Bases 130 to 606 code for a protein of 158 amino acids. Gene Ontology annotation, molecular function: structural constituent of ribosome. Lineage: Eukaryota; Metazoa; Arthropoda; Insecta; Lepidoptera; Pyralidae. Gene Ontology annotation, biological process: cytoplasmic translation; ribosomal large subunit biogenesis. The transcript is spliced from 4 exons. Gene Ontology annotation, cellular component: ribosome; cytosolic large ribosomal subunit. The record is from RefSeq and is a predicted model, not a curated record.
CCCACACUGUUAAAAUAUCUAUUUUGGGGAUUCGAUAUUAAUAAAAAAUCUCAUAACACAGAUAAUAUUAUAAUAACUGGCAACAUCGUACCCCGUUCUUUCAUUUCCAAAAGUAAAACAAGACUCGGAAUGGCUGACGCGCCGUCAACAGCCCCCAAGGCGAAAGCGCCUAAGUCAAAGGCCCCAAAAGAGAAGGCCGCUAAGCCCGCGCCGGCGGCCCCGGCGGAGCCCCCGAAAGUGGUGCGUAAAGUGUCCUCGAAGCCCCGUCACGGCAGGCUGUACGCCAAGGCAGUGUUCACAGGAUACAAACGUGGUCUCCGUAACCAGCACGAAAACACAGCCCUUCUCAAGAUUGAGGGUGCCCGUGAUCGCUUAGAUGCCGAUUUUUAUGCUGGUAAACGGUGUGUAUAUGUAUACCGUGCCAAGAAGAGGACACCUAUUGCUGGUGGACCCAAAGGCAAGAAGACCAAGUUGCGUGCGAUCUGGGGCAAAGUGACCCGUCCUCAUGGAAACUCCGGCAGUGUACGCGCCCGCUUCAAGUCCAACCUGCCCGCUCACGCUAUGGGACAUAGGAUACGAGUGAUGCUGUAUCCUUCCAGGAUCUAAGAACCUCCUGUUAUAUUGUAAGCUAAAAUAAAAACUAUAAAAUUCA